Notothenia coriiceps (black rockcod) is the source of this 3469-nucleotide messenger RNA. RefSeq names its product phosphatidate phosphatase LPIN2. Gene Ontology annotation, cellular component: nucleus. The record is from RefSeq and is a predicted model, not a curated record. Gene Ontology annotation, biological process: positive regulation of transcription by RNA polymerase II; triglyceride biosynthetic process; fatty acid catabolic process. NCBI's taxonomy places the organism in Eukaryota, Metazoa, Chordata, Actinopteri, Perciformes, Nototheniidae. The annotation marks the transcript as partial. The transcript has 18 exons. Gene Ontology annotation, molecular function: phosphatidate phosphatase activity; transcription coactivator activity.
ACUAUUGGGAAUUCUUUGACGUAUUGGCAUGCAUCACUGUGUCUUCAGGUGGACAUUGAGAUCAACGGAGAAUCAGUUAACCUGCACAUGAAGUUGGGCGACAACGGAGAAGCUUUUUUUGUGGAGGAAAAUGAAAACGAGGAGUCCCAAGUCCCAGCCCAUCUGUGCACCUCCCCAAUUCCCCUUGAGGACCCUGAGGAGAUGGAGGAGACCCCCGAGGGAGCCUCCAUCACCGGGUCUGGUGCCCGCAGGAAGAAGCGCCGUCGCAAACGCAUCCGGUCUGAUACUCACCUGAGAGAAGAGGCCAGCUCCUCAUCAGAGGAGAGAGAAAGGGAGAAGGAGUGGGAGAGAGAAAGUGAUCCGGCCGGGGGGGAAAGCCCUGCUACAGACGAGCCCCUCACACCAUUGCAAAUCAGUAAGUCAGUAUAUUACUCGUUGUCUGAGGAGCCAAAUGAGGAUCUGGGGGCCACGCAGAAAAGAGACACUCAUCCACACUCAGAUGGAGAGCAGUCACCCUCAGAAAGCAAUGUGUUCUACAGCCACUCAUCAUCUCCUAAGAGCGACUCCGAGCUUUUAGUUAAACCCAAGGAGUCGUCUGAGCUUCAGAUGCAGUGGAACUGGGGAGGCUUUCCCAUGCUGUGUCAAUCUGAGCGGACACCAGUGGAGUUACAGCACCUCUCCCCUUCUGGCAGUUCUCAUUUCCGCACCAUUGAAAGACAGGACUCGUUUGACAUGAGCUGUGAGCCUGUGAUCAGCUGCGGCAGGGUGGACAGUGUCACAGUGGUCCGGCCACAGCCCAGGACUCAACUCCUAGACCUUAGUAACCACACUAUGCAGACCCCAGCUUUUUCUUUGGAGAAUAACUCUCACAUGGCCCAUUCCACCCCCAACGACCUCUCUGAAUCAGCAAAGACUUAUGUGGACUCAGCACAGGCGAUCGGGACCACAUUAGAGGAAGAGGAGAACACACACUCACCUUCAAGUUUAAAUAAUCAAACUAAUGGCACAGAUUCUCCUGCUAGCAAAGAAAGCACCAUCAGUGUUGAUCACAUCAGCACUGAUGGUGUGACCAAACCAAACGGCACACAAAUACAACUCAUUGAAGAGAGCGAGGACUGCACAGUUACAUCAACAAGUCCAAGUAGUACAGAGGUAUCAAAUCCACCACAGCAGGGUGCCUUAUCGGAGCAAAGUGAGCAGGGUUCCCCCGGCAGUGCCCCCAACAGCGAGGGGGACAGCGGGAUCGACCCCUGCGCUGAGGGGGGGGAGGAGGACGCUGCAGGGGCUGAAGGGCCAGCAGGAGGCUCCCUGACAAACAUGACCGAGGGAUUAGCCAACCCUUCCGAGGCAUCAUCCAAAGUGGAGGACAAGAAGAAAGGUAAACGUAAUCACCAUCUCGGACCAACAGGUAUUUACUUGGAUGAUCUGACCAAGUUGGAACCCGAGGUGGCUGCACUCUACUUCCCCAAGAGUGAGACAGAGGGGGCGUGUCAGCUCGGGGGGGAGCAGGGCUCCUGCUCGGGGAGCCAGUCUCCUCAGUCGGUGGGCAGCGGGGCCAUGGACAGCGGGACAGAGUACCUGUCAGACUCCACCUCCUACAACAUGGACGUCAGCAUGUCCCUCUGCGGACAGGUUGGAGACACCAGCCAAAUCACUAAAGAGAAGUUCAUGGAGCACAUCGUGACCUACCUGGACUUUGCCAACAAUCCAGGAAUCAUUGAGGAUCCAAACCUUGUGAUCUGCAUCAACUCCAACUACUAUAACUGGGCCGUUGCUGCUCCGAUGGUCUUGUCAAUGACAACGUUCCAGAAAAGCCUACCCAAGAGUGCGAUAGAGCAGCUGGUGAAGGACAAAAUGCCCAAAAAGUCUGGACGCUGGUGGUUCUCCUGGAGGAGGAGACAAAUGGACGACAGCCAGCAAAAGGACUCAAAGGAGGAACAAGAGGAACCACUGGCAACGGUUUCUUCCACAGUAAAAGGCACACUGGAUGACAUCGACAGUGACGAGGCGGCGGGCCUCGGCCGAAAGGCCAUGCUUCCUGCCGGCCUAUCAACAGAAACCUUUAAUGCCACUCAGAGUAUCACACAGAUCUACCGCAAAUCACUGCGUCUGACCUCUGAACAGAUAGAGCACCUCAACCUGCGCGAGGGGGCCAACAAGGUGGUGUUCAGUGUGACCACACAGUACCAAGGCACCUGUCGCUGUGAGGCUGCCAUCUACCUGUGGAAGUGGGACGAUCGAGUCAUCAUUUCAGAUAUAGAUGGCACUAUCACCAAGUCUGAUGCUCUGGGUCAUAUUCUACCUCAGUUUGGAAAGGACUGGACACACAAAGGCAUCGCAAAACUCUACCACAAAAUACACCAAAAUGGCUAUAAGUUCCUGUACUGUUCGGCGCGGGCCAUAGGUAUGGCUGCCAUCACCAAGGACUACCUUCAGUGGGUCAAUGACCAAGGCAUAGUCCUUCCUCAGGGCCCCGUGCUGUUGGCCCCCAGCAGUCUCUUCUCAGCACUACACAGAGAGGUUAUAGAGAAGAAGCCAGAGGUGUUUAAAAUUGCCUGUCUGGGUGACAUCAGGGACCUGUUCAACCCCCUGAGGCAGCCCUUCUACGCAGCCUUCGGAAACAGGACGAACGAUGCGUUUGCCUAUAAGCAGGUGGGGGUGCCUGACACCAGGUUAUUCACCGUCAACCCAAAAGGAGAGCUCAUCCAGGAGAGGACUAAAGUCAAUAAGUCCUCGUACAGCCACCUCAGUGAGUUGGUGGAACAUUUCUUCCCCAUGCUCUCCAUCGGGGGCAGCACGUCGUCCGCUUUGGACUGUCCUGAGUACAGCAGUUGCUCCUAUUGGAGAGAUCCUCUGCCAGAACUGGACUUGGAUGCACUACUGUAGACACACACAUACGUUUUAAAGCAACCAUAUUAACUCUAUAUGUUAUCUCCUGUUUCCAGCAUGUCUGAAUAUUGCCUUUGACAGAACUGCCAACUGUAGUGCCUGAUUAUGAGACAGAAUAAACAGAAAGAGCAUCUUUAUUUCUCAAAGAAGAAUUGCUAAAUUAAGUUAUAAUGUCCAUGGAGUUAACAUUUCUAAGUAUCCUAACAUAAUGCAGUGCUUAAUCUCAGUGCUCUAUCACUGAUGAUGGCUGUUGACACACAAUUAAGCUAUUUUUAUGUGAAACUCCUACAGUGAAAACAACUGGACACUUUUCAGUUUUUUGUUAUUGUGUAUACCAGUAUCCUAGUCAUUCCAGAAUUUAACACUGUUGCACAUUUCAGCUCUAAACACUUACUGUAAACACGUUUGUUUUGAAAGUGAGCUGAGUGUUUGGGUGAUCCCUAAAUAUCCUGCACAUGCCAAAACUUUUGCCUGUUCUGUUUGGCUUAUAUGGAGAUUUUCCGUUCCUGCUUAAAGCUCAAACAUCCCGACACACGGCUACAAAACAAACCUGUUACUCUUCAUUCAGUCGAGAUAGUGU